UACUGGAUAAGUUGUGGCGCGAGUUUGCAUGUUCAGCAUAAGGUAUUUGCCAACUUUAGUCAUAUCAAGAUCAAGAACCCAAUUUAGCACAACAUCACUAGCUAUGGGUAUUCAUGGCCUGUCAAAACUUCUCGGAGACUGUGCUCCAAGCUCAAUGAAGGAGAAUGAGAUAAAGAAUUACUUUGGUCGGAAAGUGGCAAUUGACGCUUCUAUGAGCAUAUACCAGUUCCUGAUUGCAGUCCGAUCUGAUGGCUCACAGCUCAUGAAUGAAGAAGGGGAGACAACCAGUCACUUGAUGGGGAUGUUCUACAGGACAAUCAGAAUGGUUGAGAACGGAAUCAAGCCGGUGUAUGUGUUUGAUGGGAAGCCACCGGAGAUGAAGUCAGGAGAGUUGUCCAAGAGAGCCGAGAGGAGGGAGGAGGCACAGAAGGGGCUGGAGAAAGCUGAGGAAGCUGGUGAUGAUGAAAACAUUGAUAAGUUCAACCGUCGCCUGGUGAAAGUCACUAAACAACACAAUGAAGACUGUAAACAGCUCCUCAAGCUGAUGGGCAUUCCGUAUGUUGAGGCUCCGUGCGAGGCAGAGGCUCAGUGUGCCGCCCUGGCCAGAGCUGGGAAAGUGUUCGCGGCAGGGACAGAGGACAUGGAUGCCUUGACAUUUGGAUCUAAAGUUUUGCUGAGACAUCUCACGUUCAGUGAAGCAAGGAAACUGCCAAUCAAAGAAAUUCAUUUAGAUAGAGUGUUAGAAGAACUGAGUCUGUCUCAAGAUGAGUUUAUUGACCUGUGUAUUUUGCUGGGAUGUGAUUACUGCGACUCUAUCCGAGGUAUUGGCCCAAAGCGGGCCAUUGAGCUGAUCAAACAGCACAGAUCCAUAGAAACCAUCCUAGACCAUCUUGAUAAGAAGAAGUAUACUAUCCCGGAAAACUGGAUGUAUAAGGAGGCGAGGGUGCUGUUUCAGGAGCCAGAAAUCACAGAUCCAGAGACACUGGAUCUGAAAUGGUGUGAGCCAGAUGAAGAGGCCCUGCUGGACUACAUGGUGACCCAGAAGGGUUUCAGUGAGGACAGGAUGAAGAAUGGCAUCAAGAAGCUUGUGAAGGCAAAGCAAGGCACAACUCAAGGUCGACUUGACUCAUUCUUCAAAGUAAUGUCAUCGUCCUCCUCCACGCCCAAGAGAAAGGCUGCUGAGGUGAAGGGGAGCGCCAAGAAGAAAGCCAAGGGUUCAUUCAAGAAGGGACGAUAGAGGUGCCAUGUUUUUACCGCCAAAUGAGUUUUUUCUUUUUAGAAAGUAUCACUUCUGAAUCAAAUGGAUGAAUACAGAGAUGUGUUUCAUGUGCACAAACUAAGGAUUCUGUCACUUUUGCCUCGGCAUUUCUGGUGUCGCCCGCCAUGAUAUUGCUGGAAUAUUGCUGAAAGCAGUGUAAAACCAUACUCACUCCUUCCUUGGACAUUGACGUCACUAGAGUCAACAAGAUGUAUUUGCUCUGUAAAUAGAUUAUGCGAGUCAAGGAUGUUGUUGCUGGGACAGCGUUCAUGUAUAGGCCAACAUGAUGUAAGGAUAAAGAUACAACCAUUAGACAGGCUACUGAUUGUGUUGAUGCUUCAAUGACAGACUUAAUAUGAAGACCUUGAUGUCAGCUUGUUGGAGCACUGGAGGAAGGUUGGGACUCAUCAGUUGUUAAUAGCAACAUAUUUGCUGUGAUUGUUCAUUUCUGUUAAUAUUAUUUUAGAAUUCAUUGAAUAUUGUGUUCACUUCAUGAUUAAGUUUUCUAAGGUGUGCUAAGCUGGAAAUGCAUUAGUUUGUGGCAUUCACCUGAUUGUAUCCAUUCAUGUGGCAUGAGAUAUCAUCAAACUUGUUUUGAGAAGUGUAACUUGUUGAACACAAUGUUGGUGUCUCCAGAGUGUAUAUAGAAAUCUGAACAAAUUUGAUUUGUACAAUAAACCAUGAAAAGAUAACUCCA
This is a messenger RNA of Haliotis rufescens (red abalone), 1955 nucleotides long. RefSeq names its product flap endonuclease 1-like. Gene Ontology annotation, cellular component: nucleus. Gene Ontology annotation, molecular function: RNA-DNA hybrid ribonuclease activity; manganese ion binding; DNA binding. Lineage: Eukaryota; Metazoa; Mollusca; Gastropoda; Lepetellida; Haliotidae. Bases 29 to 1237 code for a protein of 402 amino acids. The record is from RefSeq and is a predicted model, not a curated record. The transcript is spliced from 13 exons.